GAGUCACAGGGGAAAGAAAAUGAGGCCCCAGGACACCUGGGUUCACACCCAGGUCCCCAGCGAUGUCUCCACCACCGCUGCUGCAACCCCUGAUGCUGCUGCUGCCUCUGCUGAAUGUGGAGCCUGCCGGGGCCACACUGAUCCGGAUCCCUCUUCAUCGAGUCCAACCUGGACGCAGGACCCUGAACCUACUGAGGGGAUGGAGAGAACCAGCAGAGCUCCCCAAGUUGGGGGCCCCAUCCCCUGGGGACAAGACCAUCUUCGUACCUCUCUCGAACUACAGGGAUGUGCAGUAUUUUGGGGAAAUUGGGCUGGGAACGCCUCCACAAAACUUCACUGUUGCCUUUGACACUGGCUCCUCCAAUCUCUGGGUCCCGUCCAGGAGAUGCCACUUCUUCAGUGUGCCCUGCUGGUUACACCACCGAUUUGAUCCCAAAGCCUCUAGCUCCUUCCAGGCCAAUGGGACCAAGUUUGCCAUUCAAUAUGGAACUGGGCGGGUAGAUGGAAUCCUGAGCGAGGACAAGCUGACUAUUGGUGGAAUCAAGGGUGCAUCAGUGAUUUUCGGGGAGGCUCUCUGGGAGCCCAGCCUGGUCUUCGCUUUUGCCCAUUUUGAUGGGAUAUUGGGCCUCGGUUUUCCCAUUCUGUCUGUGGAAGGAGUUCGGCCCCCGAUGGAUGUACUGGUGGAGCAGGGGCUAUUGGAUAAGCCUGUCUUCUCCUUUUACCUCAACAGGGACCCUGAAGAGCCUGAUGGAGGAGAGCUGGUCCUGGGGGGCUCAGACCCGGCACACUACAUCCCACCCCUCACCUUCGUGCCAGUCACGGUCCCUGCCUACUGGCAGAUCCACAUGGAGCGUGUGAAGGUGGGCCCAGGGCUGACUCUCUGUGCCCAGGGCUGUGCUGCCAUCCUGGAUACGGGCACGUCCCUCAUCACAGGACCCACUGAGGAGAUCCGGGCCCUGCAUGCAGCCAUUGGGGGAAUCCCCUUGCUGGCUGGGGAGUACAUCAUCCUGUGCUCGGAAAUCCCAAAGCUCCCCGCAGUCUCCUUCCUUCUUGGGGGGGUCUGGUUUAACCUCACGGCCCAUGAUUACGUCAUCCAGACUACUCGAAAUGGCGUCCGCCUCUGCUUGUCCGGUUUCCAGGCCCUGGAUGUCCCUCCGCCUACAGGGCCCUUCUGGAUCCUCGGUGACGUCUUCUUGGGGACGUAUGUGGCCGUCUUCGACCGCGGGGACAUGAAGAGCAGCGCCCGGGUGGGCCUGGCGCGCGCUCGCACUCGCGGAGCGGACCUGGGAUGGGGAGAGACUGCGCAGGCGCAGUUCCCCGGGUGACGCCCAAGUGAAGCGCAUGCGCAGCGGGUGGUCGCGGAGGUCCUGCUACCCAGUAAAAAUCCACUAUUUCCAUUGA
Molecule: messenger RNA, 1401 nt
Organism: Pan troglodytes (chimpanzee)
Lineage: Eukaryota; Metazoa; Chordata; Mammalia; Primates; Hominidae
Gene: NAPSA
Product: napsin A aspartic peptidase
Exons: 9
Coding region: 63-1325 (420 amino acids)
Biological process (GO): proteolysis
Cellular component (GO): lysosome
Molecular function (GO): aspartic-type endopeptidase activity
Source: RefSeq, a predicted model, not a curated record